GCACAUCAUUCUGAAGUCUGAACGAUGGACAGAGAGAAAGGCUUGAGGUGUUGGCACCCGUUGCUGGUUACCCUGCUUCUACUAUACGGACUUACGAAUCUACCGUACGGACUAUCGAAGUCUCGAGAGCACCCCCAGUUCUGCGUUCCGUCUCGGUGCGGCAACAUCACAAACAUCGGACGUCCAUUUCGACUACCAGAUGACCCGCCUAACUGCGGCGAUCGGAUCUACGAGCUAGUCUGUGAUGACAACGUCACUUACCUUAGUUUACCUGAUGGAAAAUACCGGGUGCUGGGAAUAAACUACGACAACUACACAAUCCGACUCUUAGAUGAAGGCAUUCAGGAGGGUACUACCUCCUCCCUCCCUCUCUAUCCCUUAUCCAUAUCCAAUUUCCACUCUUUCGUGUCUCCUCACGGGUCUUAUGAAGAUAGCAGUAAUCCCUAUAGCGCUAAAACCCUAAACAGCAACAGAACUGAAUCGAUAAUAAUCAAGAAGGUGGGGUACCUGAACUGUAGCGAUGCAGUGAGGGACGACGCAGCGUACGUGGAUACGGCUCUGUGCGUGAAUUGGCAAGGAGGCCAUCUUUAUGCUGUGGCUGGAGACUUGCUGGCUCCCCAGUUUAAACCUCAGUGUCGUCUGAUAUCGGUGACUUUCAUUGCCUCAGAUUGGGAGUCAUUGGUGCCUGGUAGAAAUAAGUCCUGUGCUAAUAUUCACAAGGUGCUUUCCUAUGGAUUUGAGCUUUCAUGGUUGCCACGAGCCUGUGCUGAUCUUCGUUGUCCAAAUGGCACCACAUGCUAUUUCAGCCCUGAAAUUAAACGUCUGCAAUGUCUACCUCGGCCAAAUAAUCGGGAAUGCAUUACCCCCUUCGGAAUAUCUUCCAAUUGCCGGGUGUCAAAGUUGCGCAUAGUUGCGGAAGAUUUCAUCAACGGAAUUGCAACAGGACUAAAAGAGAUGGUGGGGAAGACAUUAACUGGUAAUUACCAUAGUGACUACAUUACCAGCCAAUCAACUGUUGCAAGAAAAUUAGGAAUGGUCAUUGGAACAGCUGUUUUGCCAACCACCACAGUCAGAUUUUUAUGGGGCAUCAUGUUCCUAUCAGUGUUGUGUAUAUAUAAAUGCCGCAGAAGGCCCUUAUCAAUGUAUGAAAACAUUGAAGAUUUCAUACGACUUCAGAACCUCAAUCCACUAAGGUACUCCUAUAAGGAUCUGGAGACAAUGACCAGUGGUUUCAAGAAUAAGUUAGGUGAAGGAGGAUUCGGCACUGUAUACAAAGGGAAGUUAAGGAGUGGAUAUGAUGUUGCUGUCAAAAUGCUGGGUAAAUCCAAAGCCAAUGGCCAAGAAUUUAUCAGUGAGGUGGCAACCAUUGGGAGGAUUCACCAUGCUAAUGUGGUACGCCUUGUUGGGUUUUGUGUCCAACGGACAAAGCGUGCUCUUGUUUAUGAGUUCAUGCCCAACGGAUCACUAGAUAAAUAUAUCUUUUCUAAAGAAGAAGGUAUCUCUUUGACUCUUCAAAAAUUACACGAGAUAUCUUUAGGAAUAGCUCAUGGAAUUGCUUAUCUUCAUCAUGGUUGUGACGUGCAAAUAUUGCAUUUUGAUAUCAAGCCUCACAACAUUCUACUUGAUGACGAUUUCAAUCCAAAGAUUUCAGAUUUUGGACUCGCACGAUUAUAUUCUUCUGAUGAUAGUGUUGCCACUUUGACUGCAGCAAGAGGGACCAUAGGAUACAUGGCUCCAGAAUUGUUCUAUAAGAAUAUUGGGAGAGUGUCCUAUAAGUCAGAUAUUUAUAGCUUUGGAAUGCUUUUAAUGGAAAUGGCUAGUCAAAGGAGGAAUUUGAAUCCACAUGUUGAAUAUUCAAGCCAGCUUUACUUUCCUCUAUGGAUUUAUGACCAAUUUGACGAAGAAAAAGAUAUAGAAAUGAAAGAUUUGACUGAAGAGGAGAAAAACCUAGCAAAAAAAAUGUUCAUAGUGGCAUUAUGGUGUAUACAAUUAAAUCCAACAGAUCGCCCUUCAAUGAAUAAAGUAAUAAAAAUGCUAGAAGCAGAUGAUGCCAAAAGCCUUGAAAUGCCGCCAAAACCUUCUUUAUAUCCUAAUGAAGAAGUUUUGGUGAAUGAUGAAACCUCCUCUAGCCUGGCAGCAUCAGCCAUCUCUAGACAUUCUAAUAGUAGUCAAGAUGAGGGUGCAAGCGAUGGGAAAUGAAACGUUGCAGAUGAAAAAGGAGCUCAAAUCCGGUUAUGUUUUGAACUCCAACAUAUCACUUUUUAUUUGCUAACAACACUUAGUU
Molecule: messenger RNA, 2284 nt
Organism: Neltuma alba
Lineage: Eukaryota; Viridiplantae; Streptophyta; Magnoliopsida; Fabales; Fabaceae
Product: LEAF RUST 10 DISEASE-RESISTANCE LOCUS RECEPTOR-LIKE PROTEIN KINASE-like 2.5
Exons: 4
Coding region: 25-2199 (724 amino acids)
Biological process (GO): protein phosphorylation
Molecular function (GO): protein kinase activity; polysaccharide binding; ATP binding
Source: RefSeq, a predicted model, not a curated record